Lodderomyces pseudojiufengensis is the source of this 5355-nucleotide messenger RNA. Its product is annotated as putative ubiquitin-protein ligase. Gene Ontology annotation, molecular function: ubiquitin protein ligase activity; zinc ion binding. The transcript has a single exon. Gene Ontology annotation, biological process: ubiquitin-dependent protein catabolic process via the N-end rule pathway; protein ubiquitination. Bases 1 to 5355 code for a protein of 1784 amino acids. Gene Ontology annotation, cellular component: ubiquitin ligase complex; cytoplasm. The record is from RefSeq and is a predicted model, not a curated record. Lineage: Eukaryota; Fungi; Ascomycota; Pichiomycetes; Serinales; Debaryomycetaceae.
AUGGAUUAUAAUUUGAAAAAAUUUCUACUACGUUUACCAAAAGAAUCAAAUUUUGAAAUACAUGAAAAUAUUAGAAAACAAAUAAGAAAAGAAUUAUUUUUAUCUGUAACUAAUGGAAAAUAUUUAGAUUGGUUAUUUCCAGAUAUUCCAAAUUUAAUUGAUAAACUAGAGAAUGAAUUUAAUUGGAAAUAUUCGAAUUAUUCAAAAUCAUUGGCUAUAAAAAGAGGUGUUCAAGACACUCAUAGUCAUAAUGCUUUUCAUCCACAUCAACCAUGUUCAAGAAUUUUUCAUAAGGGUGAACCAAUUUUUAGAUGCUUAACUUGCUCGUAUGAUGAAACAUGUGCUUUGUGCUCCCAUUGUUACCAACCAUCUGAACAUGAUGGUCAUGAUGUUCAUAUAGGGAUUUGUCUAAGAGAAAAUGGAGGUGUUUGUGAUUGUGGUGAUCCAGAAGCUUGGGUAAGAGAUUUUAAAUGCCCUUAUGCAUUAAAUGAAUUAAAUUUUCAAGAUCAGAUACUACCGGAUGAAUUUUAUGAUUCAAUUUUGAAAACAAUAAGUGACGCCUUAGAUUUUAUUAUUGAUGUUAUGAUUCAUAGUGAUUUGCAAUUGGAUGACAUAGAAGAAAUGAAUGUUGAUACAGUUUUGAAAAAUACUAAAUAUAGUACUUUUAAUGCGCAUAAAUAUCAUGAUUGUGGAUUUGAAGAUAUUCAUAAUGAUAAAUAUUGUUUAAUUUUGUAUAAUGAUCAAAUAAGGCAUUAUAGAGAUGCAGUCCAAAGAGUUUACUUGGCAAGUAGGAAGUUCAAAGAUUUUGCGAUAAUGAUAACUGAUCAGGUUCAAAUAUUUGGUAAAGCUGAGGUUAUAAUUUCAGCUGAUAUUCCUUUAUUAUUGGAGAGACAAAGAUUACUUAGUUCGACGGGAUUAACGACAAGCAUACGAAGCACAAGAGAUGUUUUUCGAGAAGAAAUGUGUCAUGAGUUGAUAGUUUGGUUGAAUGAAUUCACCGAAAGUGAAUUUUUUAAAAUCAAUACGACAGUGAAGCAAUUAUUUGAUAGAGCUUUUUGUUCAAAAUGGAGAUGUGGCUUGCAGAACAAAGGUGAUUUUACUGAAAAAUAUUCAACUGGCCAUUUACAACCGAACUUAAGUAUACCCCAGAUAUCGACCAAACAUUAUGAUACUUUAUGGAUCGAUGAAUGUCAAGAGAAUAUACAUUGUGAUAAUUGUGGUCAAACUGAAGUGUCUGAGAUAGAUAUUCAUGGAUCUCGACUACAAUAUAUGAUCUUUUUGGACAUUAGAUUUUGGAAAGCAGCUAGAUCAUUGCUACAUGAUAUGUAUUCCACUUCUUUAAUUACAAGUUUGAAAUAUAAACAUAUAAUAUCAAGUCAAUAUAUUGAGAUCUAUGCCGUUGUUGCUGAUAUGUUUCUAUCAAUUGAUCGAGAACCAGAGUUAAACGUCAUGUCCAAACUUUCAACACAACUUUUUACCAGUCCUGGUAAUUCAAAAUCAAUUAUUCAUCAUGGUGACUUUAUAUCAAUUUUAGCAUCCGUCCACUCGUUUUUAACUAGUGAAAGAAUACAAUUCGAUGAUCAUUCAAUCCAUGAAAUUUCACUAAAAAGUUUGAAAAAUAGAAGAUGGGGUCAUUUGUUCUUCGAUAUUAGCUUUAUUAUAAGUAGAGGAAAAAAAUCUUAUGAUGUAUUGGAUAAAGAGAGCGUUGCAGCAAUUUGUGAUGUUUUAGAUUUAUUUCAAGGAAGACCUGCAAUGAGAAGAGAGAAAACAAAUCAUGUUGAAUACGAGAGUCCUGAUUAUUCGAGUUUUUUUCAAUCCAUACCAGUUAUAUAUAAAUUUGCCGAGAUGAGUGCAGAAACUGUGGACUAUACCGAGAUGGAUAUAUCAUACAAGCAAGAAAGAGCACUUUCAGCUAUUCAUUAUGUGAUAAAUUAUUUAAUAAAUUUGGAAACUCACUUAAUACCUGGAAUCAAUUAUGAAAAUACUGAUAUUCAAUUGAGUGGAGACUUUCUACAGGAUCCUAUUUCAAAACAAAUAAUAAAAAGUUCUAAAGUAUCUGAAGAUUCGGUAAGUUUCUUACACCCAACUCAUUCAUUUUUAAGUUGCUUAAUUGAAUAUGCCAAAUUCUCGAACCUUGAUAAAUUGAAAGCAAUAUUCAAGGAAAUUCAAGCACCAAAAUUCCCAGGAGUUAGCAUUGAAAGUUUAAUUUUUGAUUAUCCUAUUAAAACAAUCGUUUUGAUGUCCCAAAUCAAAGCUGGAUUUUGGGUUAGAAAUGGAUUUAAUGUUAAAUCACAACUACAUUUAUAUAAAAAUACAGGAUUGAGGGAUAAUGGUUACAUUAGAGAUUAUUUUUUCACUCAAAUUUUCAUGAGCAUUUGUGAUUCUGAUUUUGCUACAUUUUUGACAUUAGAUCGUUGGUCUUUAGGUUUAAAUUGGGAUUUACAUCUGGAAUCUAUUUACGAUGAGAAAACAUUACCAUACAUGAUUGAAGAGUGUGUGAAUUUUUUUAUAUAUGUCAUGACUGAAGAUCUACACCUCAAAGGAAUGACUGAAGCGGAAGUAACAAGAACGAAAGUCAAGAGGGAAAUUAUACACAAUUUGUGCUUUGGUCCAUUAAAUUAUAAAAAAUUAAGUUCACAAAUGCCUGAUAGAGUUAUAGCAGAUAAAAGAUUUGACAUAAUUUUGGGUGAGAUGACAACAUACAAGAAACCAACAGGAGCUAGUGAUUCAGGAAUUUUUCAAUUAAAGGAAAAGUAUUUGGAUGAAGUUGAUCCUUACUAUUUUAAUUACACAACCAACACUCGAGAUGAUGCUUUAAAACUAGUGAAAGACCGAAUCAAAAGGAAAACAGGCAAACCUUUGUCUGAAAUAGUAAUUCAUCCGAAACAAAUUGAUUCAAACAUUUUACCGAUAUAUAGAAAUAUUGGCAAUUUUUCAUCGUCGGUUCAUUUUGUAACAUUUAUUAUGAAAGCUUUGAUCUAUGUACAACUACACGAGUUACACCAACACGAAUGCUUACUUGAAACUACUUUACAUUUAAUACACAUAUGUUGUGGAGCUGGAGGAGCUAGCUUUUAUCAGCAAUUCAUGUCAUAUAAUUCAAACUUCAAAUUAUCUUUGAAUCAAUUACUAUUUAAUUUCUUAAAAGAUGAAAACUUCAAAAUUGGGCAUUGCAAGAUACGUGCCAUUUACGCUGAUAUGAGCAAAAUGCAUACAACCUUUGAAUCUGAUAUGAGACUGCAAAUAAAGGAUAUAGAUUUUGAUUUUAUAUCACUCAAUAGUUAUGAUUCAGCUUCAAAUGAUGAAUUAGCUAGAAAAAGACUUAUUGCUAAGAAAAAACAAGAACAGUUGAUGGCAAAAUUUAAGAAACAACAAACAAAGUUUUUGGAAAACAAUCAGAACGAAUCAACCGAAGGAAGCGACAUAGAGAUGGAAGAUUAUGAAUUAAAACAUGGAUGGAAGUUUCCCGAUGCUCAUUGCAUUUUAUGUCAGAAUGUGGGCGAGGAGUUGGGUCCUUUUGGAAUUAUAGCAUAUAUCAAUCAGUCAACAACAUUUCGUAAAGUUCCAUUUAAUGAUGAUUAUUGGUUUUUGAAAUCUUUUUCGGAUGCCGCGAAUUUGAAUAGUGGCUUUUCAAGCGAUUAUGAGUAUAAAACAAAAAAUUGGGAAUAUUUUAUGGACACUGUGAAAGAUGACUUUACAUUUGGUCCUGGUUUUAAAUCAGAUGGUUGUGUUGAAAGCAAGCUAGUUUCACUGAGUUGUGGACAUGGUAUGCAUUUCCAGUGCUACCUUAAUUAUAUGGAUAAUAAUCGACCUAGACAAAGUCAAAUCACUAGAAAUACUCCUGAGGGUUCAAAUCUGAAAGAUAUUUUAUGUCCACUAUGUAAAUCAGCUAGCAACAUUUUCAUUCCUAUUUUAAGCAAAUACAAUGAUAAAAGUUUAUCACAAUAUUUAACACCAUCAAAUAGCUCACCGUUCCAAGCUUUUUCAAUAAAUGAAGAAUUUUUAUCGAAAUUAAGUAAAUAUGCGUUGAUGGAGAGUUUACCAAAUUUUGACCAUAAGGAUUACGAUAAUGUUUUAAAUAAUUUCAAUCAAACUAUAACAUCGAUUACUUUUCCUCGAUUUUAUGAGCUGGACUCAUCAUACAUUUUAUCGAAUUCAAUCAAACUGUCAGAAAUAGCAUUGAGAGGUGUUUCAUCUCACGGGUUUCUAGUAAUUGAACAAUUGACAAAUAAUACUUUAAUAAAUUUGAGGACAUUGAAUGAGUUUAGAUUAGCUAAUUUGAGAUUGAAAUUCGAAUCACUGCAAGAGGAAGAUGCUCAAGCAAAGUUUUUGUCAUACAUUUUAUUGCUAACUGAUGAAGUAAAUAGCACAAUUUUAGAAGCUGAUUUUUUUGAGUUGCUUGUUGAGAUAAUUUCAUGCCCAUCUAUCAAUUUUUCAUUCAAUUCAAUUUUGAGACAAAUUUUCACAUGUCAUAUAAUACAAUGUUUAAAUAUCCUUGCAAAGGAAUUACGUCGUAAUUGGACUUUUACAGUACAAGAUAUUCCAAAAUUACAUGAUAUUAGCUCAAAUGUUUCAGUUGCGGCACGUGAAUGUUUGAAGAUGAUUGAUUCAGUUGAUAUUGAUGGCGGUAUCGCAUAUACCAUGUUGGUUAAAUCAAUUACACCAUUUUUGAGAAGAGCUGCUAUAUUUGCAUUUGUUCAAUGUGCAAAUACCGAAAAAGUCAAUGUUAAAGUACGUAAAUCAGAAUUAGAAGCAGAUGCCUUGUCUCGAUUUUUGAAUAUACCAACUGUUUCUGAUAUUUUACUUACAUUAUUGAAUUCCCAAUUGUUUUAUAAUUUUGUUCAUACAAGUAGCAAUAUUCCUCAUGUUGAAAAAGAGCUAGAAUACCCCGGAAUUAUAAGACUAAUAGACCUACCAGAUAGACUUGACCUAUUUUUUUCAAAAUAUUAUUACCUGGAUAGGUUCAACAAUCCUCAUCAAUUCAUCGAAGAUCCAGCAAUAUGUUUAUUUUGUGCACAAGUUGUGGAUUUACAAAAGCAAGCUAUUGGGUGUGAUGAUGGUCAGUGUACUACUCACUAUUUGAGAGAAUGUAAUAGCAACGUUGGGAUGUUUUUGCUACCUAAAGAUAGGACUAUACUUUUACUUAAUAAAAAUGGUGGUUCAUUUUAUAAUGCUCCGUUUUUAGACGAACAAGGAGCUUUAGCUGAUGAGAAUAAAAAGGGGAAAGCAUUACAUUUGAUGAAACCUAGGUAUGACGACUUUAUUAGAAACGUAUGGUUACAACAUGAUGUUUCUAAUUAUAUAGCCAGAACUUUGGAAUCUACUGCAGAUGCUGGAGGUUGGAAUAGUUUGUAA